Molecule: messenger RNA, 534 nt
Organism: Nematocida major
Lineage: Eukaryota; Fungi; Microsporidia
Exons: 1
Coding region: 1-534 (177 amino acids)
Source: RefSeq, a predicted model, not a curated record
AUGUCAGAGAAGACGCUGUUUCAAGUGUUCAGCAUCCCGAGGGAGCAUUUUUCCAAAGACCUUCUCAGGGCGAGCUACCAUGCGCUCAUAAAGCAGGCCCACCCGGACAAAACGGCCCUGGACCCAGGCAGCUCCACGGAGGCUGCACAGUUUAUAAACCGAGCAUACAAAGUGCUCAGCAACGACUACAGCAGAAGCGUGUACGAGUACUCGCUGGACAAUGCGAAAAAUCUUGUGAAAAAAGACCUUUCCACAGGGAUAUUCCAGAGCGCGCCAAUAACCGUGCUGGAUCUGGAAAAGGAGCAGAUAGGAUGCAACAAGGGCCUGGUGAACGCAGAGUUUCUGGACGAAAUACUCAGCCUGGAGGACAAGAUCGAGUGCACAUACGGGCCCGAGCUGGACAGGGUUGAGCAGAGCAUUCUGAAGGAAAUAGAGCUGUGCAAGCAGCACCGGACAGACCCCCGGGCGCUUGCCAGAUGGAGGUACUACAGCCGGCUCAUCGACAUUAUUCUUCAGAAGAAAAUGCUUGAGUGA